CUACACUUUGCUUCUCCACACGCUUUUUACACGGUCCUCAAACCAGCAUGGUCGCCUUCACCACCCUCAUCGCCGUUCUCGCCUCGACCGCGGCCUAUGCUGCGCCCCUCGAGCCGCGCCGCAAUGCGCCUACCCGCAUCCAAGCCCGCGUGUCCAACACACGAGUCGGCAACCUCUGCAUUGCCCCGGGUCCGGGCACGGACGCGACUGUGAUCCUGAAGAGCUGCUCAGACCAGUCAGCGGCGGUGACACACAAGGACAACAAGCUUGUGUUCAGCAGCGGCGUCGCCGAGGUUGCGCAGGGCUCGCACACCGUCCCGUGGGUCAAGGUGCGGCCGGCAAGCGACAGCAUGCACCAGACGUUUACAAGCAUCUCGGUCGAGAACGGAAACUACAUUCGCUUCAAGACCGCCGAUGGACACUGCCUUACUGUUGGCGAGCCUGUGCUACCGGGGCCCGCGCGCGUGCGUGUCUCGCGCUGCGAGGAGCGCGACGUCAACCAGGACUUCCGCUUGGCUUAGAGAUAGAUAUGGACUAUGUUGUAUACCCAUGCCAUGACAUUGAUGGAACGCUGAGG
Molecule: messenger RNA, 577 nt
Organism: Cutaneotrichosporon oleaginosum
Lineage: Eukaryota; Fungi; Basidiomycota; Tremellomycetes; Trichosporonales; Trichosporonaceae
Source: RefSeq, a predicted model, not a curated record